AAUGACUGAGCUAGGAACGACAGAACCUUCUUGGAAGAAGAACACAAUACGUACUCACCAGUUCAACACGACUCAGGGGAAGUCCCUGCACAUCACGGUGACGCCUCACCUGGCAAAUGUGUCUGUCCGACUGCUCCUGAAGCAAGGGCAAGAACCAGUCCGGAUUGAUGAGUUCGACAGGAAUAUAACAUUACCGCUACCAGAUGACGCCGACCUGUACACCUUGUCGCUGGGCCAAACAGAAACCUUGACAGCAGAUAGGUGGACUUGGUUCAUACCUGGAAGUGACGUAGGGGAUUCCGUGGAGUACACGUACUACCUAGGGGUGCAGCACGUCCCGCUCACUGAAGGAGGCGAUGUAACCCCUUCGGUUUCUCCUGAGUAUCGCGGAGAGAACUUCACCUUGAACUACACAGUUGAAAUCUACUCCACCCAGUGUCUCUACUUCAACGAGGAAAUAGAAGACUUCAGAUCAGACGGCUGUCAGCCCGGUCCUCUCACCAACACCAGUCUGUCACACUGUCGGUGCGACCAUCUAACAGCGUUCGGGUCCGGCUUUCAAUUCUUCAUCGCGCCCAACAAACUCAACAUCCUCAAGGCGUUUCAAACACUGAACUUUAAGGAGAACCCAGUGGUUCUGAUCGCGCUCAGCGUUGUGGUUGGGAUCUACCUCCUCACUGUGAUCUGGGCCUGGCGGAAAGACAGACAAGAUUCAAAGAAGGUUGGGGCGACGAUUCUUCGCGGAGAUCAGAACGGUUUCAACGAUCACUUCUACCAGAUCAUAGUUCUGACUGGAUCGAGGUCUCAAUCCUCCACAUCUGCCAGGGUCUUUUUGACGCUGAUUGGAGAGGGGGGCAAGUCUGGCCCGCAUGAACUCGAGGACAAUAACCGCACGAUCUUCAGGGAGGGAGGAGUGGACACUUUCAUCUUGCCGACUAGUCGCCAUCUUGGAUCCUUGUACGCCGUGCACGUGUGGCACGACAACACAGGACCUUGUCCUUCAUGGUUUCUGGACAAAAUCAUUCUGCAAGAUCUUAGCGACGGCAAGAAGUACUCUUUCCUGUGCCAGAGAUGGUUAGCUGUGGAAGAAGGUGAUGGAAGGGUAGACUGCUUGCUCUCGUCAGCCACCGACAAACAAAUAUCAACCCUUAGCCAAGUCUUCAGUUCACAGACAUCCAAGGCCUUCAAUGAUGGCCACCUGUGGUGCUCAGUGGUGGGACGGCCUGCCUACAGCCCCUUCACCCGUGUCCAGCGCGUGUCCUGCUGCCUGUCAUUGCUGCUCUGCACCAUGGUCACCAACAUCAUGUUCUUUGGCCGGGAAGCUGACUUCAGCAAACCUCCUCCAGUCGACAUCCUUGGUUUUAAAGUGCAGAUCCCGAUAUCAUGGGCUCAGCUCAUGAUCGGCGUACAAAGUUGCCUCAUCAUUUUCCCCAUCAACCUUGUCAUAGUGGAGAUAUUCCGCCAUGUUGCAUCUCCCCCAGAGAAGAAAGCCAAAGAUCAAAAUAUUUCAAGUGAUUCUUCAACGUCUUCGGAUGUCAUUGAUGUUGAAGAGAUCGAGCUUCAAAAGGUUGACAAGGCCUGGGACUUUUACAGGCAACCAUACAGCGAUAACAAGAUGGCUGAGGACAAGAGAAAAGGAUGGAUUCUUCCGUGGUGGUGCGUUUUCAUAGCCUGGUUCCUGGUUUUUGCCAGCUGUUUCCUUUCUGCCCUGUUCACCAUCCUGUACGGGCAAGAGUACGGCCGGGAGAAGGCUGAAGCCUGGCUCUUCAUCUUCUUCACGUCCUUCUUCACGGAUCUCCUCAUCCUGCAGCCCGUGAAGGUGGUUCUGCUGGCAAUCGGGCUUACACUUGUGCUGAGGAAACCUCAUGACGAUGCAGAAAACCAGUCGCCAACGCUAGACUACGACGAAGUGUGCGCCUACCUGUCUACCAUCAAGGCGACUCCUGUGAAGAAAUGCCACGAAGAACCACCGGACUCGACCAAGCUAGCUGAAAUGCGGGUCCGCCGUUUUGUCGAGAUCAGCAUGAAGGGCGCCCUCUACGAGUUUGCGUUUUACUUCCUGUUCGUCCUGGUGUUAGCGGUCAUUGCCAACGGACCACGUGACACCGGCAUGUUCCACAUGACUCAGAAUCUUCGGCAAACUAUGAACAAUGGAGAUGAUUAUUCUUUUAAAAAGAUAAACGACGUUCAGAGCUUUUGGAACUUUAUACGAUACACGCUGACUCCUGCGUUAUACGGCAACCAGUGGUACAACGGUGACAGCAGGGAACCUGGUGGAUUUAUGACGGACAAGACGUCAUAUGUAGUUGGACCUGUCAGACUAAGGCAGCUGAGGGUGGCCAAAGAUAGUUCAUGCAAGUUGGCCGAGCCAGUUGAAGGUAUCUUCCUGGACUGCACCAAUGCGUAUUCCUACUUGACCCAAGACAGCAGCAGCUAUGGGAUGGGUUGGUCGGAGACACCUCACGCAAAUGCAAGUUCACUGGUGCAAAAUGAAACCAAUCCUUGGGUGUACCGUCAUUCUGCAGAUAUCCCAGUAGUAGGAACACACUCCACCUAUUGGGAUGGGGGCUACUACGUUACACUCGCCAACACCACGCCCACCGCCGUCCUCGCCACCGUGGCACAGCUGGAGCCCAGCGGCUGGAUCGAUCGGUACACCCGAGCCGUUUUCAUCGAGAUGACGAUCUACAAUCCCCACGCCAACCUGUUCUCCGUGCUGAAUCUGCUGACUGAGUUUACUACCGUAGGGAACGCCUAUCCCCGUGUGGACAUCACGACAGUCCGUCUCUACCGCUUCCAGACCAUCUGGGCUUGGGUUGUGGUCGGCUUCGAAGGAGUCUUCAUCAUCUUCACCUUGUACUUCGCUUUCAGGGAAUUGGACUAUAUCGUGAAGCUACGGAGCUUGUACUUGAAGACGUUCUGGGGCUGUGUAGAGCUGAGUUUGGUGACCCUGUCUCUAGCAGAGGUCGGGGUCAUGCUGUACACAUUGUACAUCGUCCUCGAGUUCCAGUCAAAGCAAGGAACAAACACGGGACCAGUUGAGAGAACAUUUGAGAAGUACCGCAGGGCUGCGUACUGGGACCAGAUCAACACGUACGUGCUGGGCUGCUUGGUUUCUGUGGGAACACUCAAACUGCUGCACCUCCUGCGGUUCAACAAACACGUUGUUCUCGGCGCAGACACCAUAAAGAAGGCAGCCGGGCCACUAUCCGGGUUCUUCUUGAUUUUUACCCUAGUAUUUAUCGCUUUUGCGAUGUUUGCCGCUCUCGUCUUCUGCACUACGGAGGAAGGAUUUUCGCCCUUCGUCGCCACGCUGGAAACGAUGCUCACGAUCUUGCUGGGAAAGUUCUAUGAGAUGUCAGACCGGGACAGGAUCAUGGGACCGCUCUUCACCUUCACGUUCAUCACGUUCUUCCAGUGGAUCCUUAUCACCAUGGUUGUUGCUAUCAUUGACGUCUACAGUGGCUAUACUGGGCUGUACUACCGUUUUUCCUGUCCCAGUAACGGUUGCCGGUUGUCCAUUGACUCCUCGGAGGGCAGCGAACAACUCUAUCUAGAUGGUUACGUACUAGGGGACUCACAGAAGAUCAUCUUCCCUGGCCCAAGAGACACUGAUAAACAUGCCAGGAUGGAGGCAACAUUGCCUGAGGACCUAACGAACUUUACUCUAUGUGUGCACAUGCGCUCCAACAUGUCCUCCAGCAACAAAAUCAGCUUGUUAUACGUACAAAACAUAUAUGUGCUAAUGGCAGACCCACCUGUGUGGGAUGGUGAGUGGCACGCUAUAUGUACUACCUGGCGCAGCAGUGAUGGAGCUUGGCAACUCUACGCUGACGGCGCGCUGGCGGACUCUGGCUCCGGGUUUAACGUGGGAGGGAGAGUGGGCAGAGGCGGCACAUGGAUCCUGGGACAGGAUCAGGACGAAGUUGGCGGAGGAUUCGUCGCAGAACAAGCGUUCACCGGUGAACUGUCGGAAGUGAACCUCUGGGACCGCGUGCUGUCUCCAGCUGAAAUAGGAGCGGACUGGGCGGCGUUCUGUAAUUACCAUGGCAACGUCAUUGACUGGGAGACAACUCGCAUCGCAAUCUUCGGAGAGACCAGGAGGGAAGAGUAUCAAUGCAGUAAGUAG
Messenger RNA from Branchiostoma floridae (Florida lancelet), 4129 nucleotides. Its product is annotated as polycystic kidney disease protein 1-like 2. Gene Ontology annotation, cellular component: membrane. Gene Ontology annotation, biological process: detection of mechanical stimulus. The transcript has 26 exons. The coding region runs from base 2 to 4129 and encodes 1375 amino acids. The record is from RefSeq and is a predicted model, not a curated record. Gene Ontology annotation, molecular function: calcium channel activity; calcium ion binding; protein binding. Lineage: Eukaryota; Metazoa; Chordata; Leptocardii; Amphioxiformes; Branchiostomatidae.